Messenger RNA from Mauremys reevesii (Reeves's turtle), 2761 nucleotides. RefSeq names its product leucine rich repeats and calponin homology domain containing 4 (gene LRCH4). The coding region runs from base 33 to 2072 and encodes 679 amino acids. The record is from RefSeq and is a predicted model, not a curated record. Gene Ontology annotation, molecular function: protein binding. The transcript is spliced from 19 exons. Lineage: Eukaryota; Metazoa; Chordata; Testudines; Geoemydidae.
GGCCGCGGCAAGCGGAGCCCCGGGGUCCCGGGAUGGCGGCGGGCGAGGCGGAGCCGGAGCUGCCCCCGCCCCCCUCGCCCGGCGGGCCCGCCACCGAGCGCGCCCUGGAGGAGGCGGCGGCCUCGGGCAGCCUGAGCCUGGCGGGGCGGCGGCUGCGGCUCUUCCCGGGCGGCGCGGCGCGGCGCUGGGACCUGAGCGACACCACCCAGGCCGAUCUCUCCCGGAACCGCUUUGCCGAAGUGCCCGAGGACGCCUGCCACCUGGUCUCCCUGGAAGGGCUGAGUUUGUACCACAACUGCCUGCGGAGCAUCCCGCCAGCCAUCGCCAACCUGCAGUCGCUCACCUACCUGAACCUCAGCCGGAACCAGCUCACCUCCCUCCCGCCCUGCCUCUGCCGCCUGCCCCUCAAGGUCCUCGUCGCCAGCAACAACAAGCUGGGCUCGCUGCCCGAGGAGACGGGCUCCCUGCGCGGCCUGCGCCAGCUGGACGUGAGCUGCAAUGAGCUCCAGGCUCUGCCCCCCAGCAUGGGCCAGCUGGAGGCCCUGCGAGACCUGAACGUGCGGAGGAACCAGCUAACCGCCCUGCCCGAAGAGCUGUCGGAGCUGCCCCUCGUCCGCCUGGAUUUCUCCUGCAACCGGGUCGCCCGCAUCCCCGUCUGCUACCGGCACCUCCGGCACCUGCAGACCAUCCUGCUGGACAAUAACCCCCUGCAGUCGCCACCCGCGCAGAUCUGCCUGAAAGGCAAAAUCCACAUCUUCAAAUACCUCAACCUGGAAGCCUGCAGCAAAACGGGGCCUGACCUGGCCGACUUCGCCCGGCCCAGCCGGCCCACCGGCUUCGGCACCUGCCUCUCCGACGAGUUCUACCCCGGCCGGCAGUACGGCGGCCUGGACUCGGGCUUCAACAGCGUCGACAGCGGCAGCAAGCGGUGGUCUGGGAACGAGUCCACAGACGAGUUCUCCGACCUGUCAUUCCGCAUCGCGGAGCUGGUGCGUGAUCCCCGCCAGCUGAAGGAGAAGCGGGACCGGGCAGCCAAUGGCGAGCUGGAGCAGAUCGACUUCAUCGACACCAGCGUGGAGGAGGAGGAGGCGGCAAAGCCGGAGAGCAGCUCGCAGGCCCUGGCCCCGGCGGAGGAGAAGCGGAAAGCAGAGAGGAGCCUUCCCCAGAGAGCCGAUGUCGGGGAGAAGGUGCCGAACAGCAGGCCCAGCCCUCCCCAGGAGGAGCCCCCCAGCGAGGAGCGGAGGCGCCCCGAGACGCUGCAGAUCUGGCAGGAGAGGGAGCGGCAGCAGCAGGCGUUGCGGAGCCAGGCGCUGGAGAAGCGGGACAGCCUGCUGAGGAUGGGGGCCAGAGGCACCUUCGGCAGCGCGCAGGGCCCGGCGGCCAGCACUGGCCCGUCGGAGAGCAGCGUCCUGCCCCACAGGAAGCAGAGGCCCCAGGUCACGGAGCAGCCGCCCGGCGUCCCCAGCCCGGCAUCCUCUGGGCAGACGCCCCGGCAGCAGGAGUCCCUCCCCCCGCAGGUCUCCAGCCCACCGGCCCGGGAGCCCGGCUCGGCCCAGAAGCCCAGCAGCUUCCUGUUCCGCUCCUCGUCGCGGACGGCCAUCAGGCCCGGCUCCGCCUGCGCCCCCCACGACCCCACGGCGGACCCCCAGCACCCCCUGCGGCUACGGGGCAGCUCGCACGACCUGGACGAGAAGGAGUUAACAGCCCAGCUCCGCAAGGCCAUCGAGUCGCGGCUCAGCGUGUCGCUGGCGGAGGACCUGGGUGACGCCCUGGCCAAUGGGGCUGUGCUUUGCCAGCUGGUCAACCACCUGCGCCCGCGCUCCGUGCCCUUCAUCCACGUCCCGUCGCCCGCCGUGCCAAAGCUGAACAAGGUGAAAUGUCGGAAAAACGUGGAGAGCUUCCUGGAGGCUUGUCGCCGCAUGGGGGUCCCAGAGGAAGCCCUGUGCCAGCCCCAGCACGUCCUGGACGAGGAGAGCCUGGCGCCGCUGGCCCGGACCGUCCAGGCCCUGCUGACCGCGGCCCAGCCCCCGAAGAAGCCGCCGCCCCCCGAGGGCACCGCCAGCACGAUCUAAGGGGCAGGGCCCUGGCGCUAAUGGCACGGGCAAGGGGCUGGACACUGCUGAGAGUUCCCCCGCGUGGGGCACGGGGGGGCCCGGCUCAUCCCCAAGCAGAACAGACGGUGCAGCGAGGGGCCCUGCCCCCCACCCCCUGGCGAGAACUGGGCGCCUUUGGUGGCAGCGGUGGGAUCCCCAGCCCAGCUCCUGCUGCUCAACCCCCCCGUCCCCUCCAGCGGCUGUGUCCUGGGGCGGCCUGGUAGCCACGCGACCCCCUUGGGCUAGGCUGGGGGGGGGAGGUUGGGAGCAAGGAUUGAAGGGGGGGUGAUUUUAUUUCCCUGCAGGGAGGAAAUCGGGGCCCGGCCCCAGCUGCUCCCCCCUCUGGCAGUGACGGGCUCGGGGGCGCCGGCCGUGGGGUGUCGCAGGGCAGCCGUGGGGCACGGGGGCUCAGGGAGCCCCCCAUUUCCUUAGUCCCCCCUCCCCCACGUUUCCCCGGGGCCGGGGGCGCAGGUUGCCCUGACCAAGCCACGGCUGGGAUGGUGCCCCCUACGCUGCCCCCCACCCCCAUGGGGCCUGGGCUCUUGUGCCCUCUAGUGGAAUAAAGAGGUACAUGCACCACCUCCCUUGGCCUCUCGGCUGCUCUCUGCCACCCCCCUGCCUGGAAGCCGGGGGCUGGGCCAGCCUCAGUUUCCCCCCCCAGCCGGGGC